AUGUACAAUGGAAUAGGCUUAGCAACUCCCAGAGGAUCUGGAACCAAUGGUCAUGUACAGCAUAAUUGGGCCCUAGUUAAACCCACUGUCAGAGACAAAACUUAUAAGACCGAACAGGAACUAGCUACCCUAGAUACUGCAUCACAUAAACCACCUAACAAGGAGAUUUUGGAUCAUGAACGAAAAAGGAAGGUUGAACUUAAGUGUGCAGAGUUUGCAGAAAUACUAGAAGAACAAGGAUUCAGUGAAGAGGCAAUUACCAACAAGGUGAACAAUUAUCGAAAUAUGCUGAUGGGACAAGGAGGAAAAUUAGAGAAGCCACUGGAUGAAUGGGGAAGACCAAGCGUGACGGAAACGCACCAGGUGGCGGAAGCCCAGCAGGAGAAGAACGCCCGGCUGCGCGAAGCCUUCGGCAUCUCCGAGUACUUCGUCGACGGCAGCAGCUUCGACCCAGACCGCCAGGCCAAGGAGAAGGUGGCCGAGAGCAACGCGCUGCAAGAGAGAGAACGCCACCUGGCGUUGGAAAGAGAGAGGGAGAAGGAGCGAGAGAAGGCGGGGCGGUACGAGCUGGUGCGCACGCCCAGUGCGGAGAGAGAGGCGGAGGUGGUGGUGGUGGGGAAAGAAGAGGGCGGGGCCGACGUGAAAGGGAGGGGGAGCAAGAAGAAGCGAAGGCAGAAGGAGAGUUCAUCUAGCGAAGAACCAAAAAAGAAAAAGAAGAAAAAGAGCAAAAAGAAAGACAGAUCUGGUAAAUCUAAGGACAAAAAAAAGAAGAAAAAAUCGAAGAAAGACGAAUCUUCGGCAGCAGAAUCUGCUUCUGAAGGCGAAUCUGAAGAUGGAUCGAGCAGCGAAGAGGACAGAAAGAAGAAAAGCAGAAAGAAAGAGAAAAAGAAAGCUGGAAAAAGAAGGAAGCCUACAUCAGAUAGUUCAAGGGAAAGUUCUCCUGAAGAUCUCAAACGAGCCAAGUUGGACAAGAAGAAAAAAGAUUCAAAAAGAGACAAAACAAAAUCUCCUAAAGAACAUGAAAAACCAGAUAGACACAGUUCUAAACGAGAUAAAUCAGAUUCUCCGAAACGUCACAGAAAAUACGGUAGAUCUCCAAGAAGGCAUUCAAGUCCAGAAGAUCUGGAAGAAAAUCACAUUUCCAAAAAAUACAACGACGAAAGGAAGCGAAAAUCUAGGUCUACCGAAAAACGAAGGAGGUCAAUGUCUAGAUCUAAAGACAAAAGAAACAAAUCCAGAUCUAGAUCUAAUGACAGAAGAAAACACUCCAGAUCUAAAUCCAAUGAGAAAAGAAACAAGUCCAGAACUAGAUCUAAUGAUAGAAGAAAAAAAUCCAGAUCUUUAUCAGUGGAAAAACGCAGGAAAUCCAUGUCCAAGUCUCCAGAAAGAAAAAAGAAGUCAAGAUCGGUGGAGAGAAGAAAGAAAUCCAGAUCUGUUUCACCAGAGGGAAGAAGAAGAUCCAAAAGAUCAAGAUCUCGAUCUGAAAACCACAAUGAAAGAUCAAGACGAAGCAGAUCUAGAUCAGAGAGAAGAAGAAAGAGAUCUAGAUCUGAUUCCGUGGACUACAAACAGAAACAGUACAAGAAAGGAUCCCUUGAUAGGUACAGAUCAAAGUCAAAAGAAAGAAGAAGCCGAAGGAAAUCGAGGUCUCCCUCAAAAGAACACAUUCGAAAACGUUCUAGCAGAAGAUCUAGGUCUGUUUCAGAAGAAAAAAAAUCCAAGAAGACUGGCAGAAGAAGCAAACACACUAGUCCUUCACCAAAAAGAAGAAGCCCAUCUUUGAGUAGAAGGAGCAGGAGCCCUACACCCAGAAGGAACAGAUCUAAAGAUAGAUCUAGGGAACUGGAGAAAGAAAAAGCAUUGAAGAACUCCAUAAUAGCUCUUCUGAAUCCCGAUAGAGCAGCUGAGCUAGCUGCACCUGUGGAUUCUUAUAAGAAGCGCCGUAGCGACAGUCCCAGAGAUGACAGAAAGUCCAGAAGAGAUGAUAAGAUUAGGCUGUCAAAGUCCAGGAGUAGGAGUAGGGAUAGGAGUUCAGAAAGAAAGAAAAAACCCGAGAAAAUUCCAACCCUCCAGUUAGCUUCGAAGAAAAGGUCCUACACCCCAGAAACAGUGUCAAAACCCUCAAAGAGCCCUCAAACUUCAAGGCACAGCACGCCCGAACCGAAGGACAAGAAGAAAAAGUCCAAAUCCAAGAAACCCCAGCCUGUGGUGCGGCUGAGGGCUUCCUCCAGCGAACCAGAACCUUCGGGCAGCGAGCACGACAAGGACGAAGAGAUCGACGACAAAGAAAUGAGGAUGCUGCGCAUGCUCAAGAGCGAUCUGGCCGCCAAGGCGAAAGAAAGCCUCGAGAGGAAGAAGCAUCCGAGCCCGAAGCGGCCCAUAGAGCCGGACUUCUUCGACAUCAUCGAGAUGAGGCGGGAUGAGGCUAACAUGAAGAAGGAUGAGUUUGACAUCAGGAGGGAGAGGAGCGUUAGCAGGACGUACUUUGUGCCCGAGAGUGUCGAGAGGAAUAUGAGCAGAUCGUGGUCACCUACGGAUUUCCCGAAGAUCAGGAAUGGCCAGUCGAGGUCCAGUUCUUCUUCUUCGAGUGGCAGUUCGAAAGCGAGAAGUAGAGCUUCUUCCUCGAGCAGCAGCAGUUCCAAAUCGAAGUCCAGAUCGGUGUCCAGAUCGAGGUCAAGGUCGAGGUCUCGCAGCAGGUCCAGUUCCAGCAGUUCCUCUUCGAGCUCCUCCGGUACGUCGCGUUCGAGGUCGCUGUCUAUUCCAAGGCGGCAUGGGUCGCCCAGUUUCUUGGACAGAAGGAGGAUCACG
Messenger RNA from Phaedon cochleariae (mustard beetle), 2808 nucleotides. Lineage: Eukaryota; Metazoa; Arthropoda; Insecta; Coleoptera; Chrysomelidae. The record is from the annotation of a GenBank genome assembly.